Messenger RNA from Adineta steineri, 2211 nucleotides. The record is from the annotation of a GenBank genome assembly. Lineage: Eukaryota; Metazoa; Rotifera; Eurotatoria; Adinetida; Adinetidae.
AUGCCUCAAAGGUCAAUAACAAGUAAAGAUAUCGCAUCAUUGCCACCGCCUGGUUUUAACCUAGCAGAAUCAAUACGAUUUAGUCCUGAUGACAACCUUAUAACUUAUCUUCGCUCUCCGAAUCAAACAUUAUCAAGACAACUUUAUGGAUAUAAUAUUCAAACAGAUAAAGAAUUUAUUUAUGCUGAACCUGAUGGAAAUAAUGAACAAGCAGAAGAUAAUCUUUCAAUGGAAGAAAAACUUCGACGUGAACGUCAACGCCAAUUAAUAACUGGUAUAACUCGUUAUCAAUGGUCAAAAACUAAAAAUCAAUCAUUAAUGCUUAUACCAAUUGGUAGUGAUCUUUAUAUUCAUAAUGGUCAAGAACUUCGUCUUUUGGUUAAUGGAACUAAUCAACCACCAAUUAUUGAUCCAAAACUUUCACCCGAUGGUUCUUUAGUUGCUUAUGUUCAAGAUUGUGAACUUUAUUGUGUAUCAACAACAGAAAUAUCAGCUGUACCACGUCAAUUAACAUUCGAUGCACGUGGUCAACCAAAUAAAACUAAUGGUCUAGCAGAAUUUAUUGCUCAAGAAGAAAUGGAACGUAGUGAUGGUUAUUGGUGGUCUGAUGAUUCACAUUUUAUUGCAUUCACUCAAGUUGAUGAAUCAAAUAUUCCAAUCUUUCGUAUUUCACAUUCCGGUUCUGAUGAUGCUGAUCAAAUUGAAGAACAUCGUUAUCCAUUUGCUGGUAAAGCAAAUGUACAUGUUACUGUUGGUAUUGUUGAUUUAACAGAUAAUAAUAAAACAACACCUGAUAUUCACUGGGUUGAUUUAAGUUCAUUUGAUGAUUAUUACGUUGCACGUGUAAGUUUUUUUCCUGACGGUACUUUAGCUUUACAAAUCGAAAAUCGUGAACAAACAAAAUUAGGAUUAUAUCAAUAUGAUUUUAUAAAUAAAAAGACAUUACAAUUAUUAAUUGAAGAAACAAGUCAAUCGUGGAUUAAUUUACAUGAUAUGUUUCAUACAUUAAAAAAAACACCAACACAAUUUAUAUGGGCUAGUGAAAGAACUGGUUUUAUGCACUUAGAAUUAUAUGAUUUAAAUACUCGACAAUUAAUAAAACCAAUAACCAAUGGCGAUUGGGUUGUACAACAUAUUAUUGAUAUUGAUGAAGAAAAUUCAACUAUUUAUUUUCUAGCUAAUCGUGAAACACCUCUUGAAGUUCAUUUAUAUAGUGUUAAUUAUAAUAAUGAUAAAUCUACAAUAGAACGUAUAACACAAGAAGCUGGUUGUCAUGUUGUUCAUGGUUUUAGUCGUAAUUAUGAAUAUUGUAUAACACAAUGGAAUUCUAUAGAUCAACCUCCAAUUAUAAGAAUGUUAGAUGUUAAAAAGAGAGAAAUUAUUAAAAACUUAGAUCAUUUACAACAAGGACAAUUGCAAGCUAUUGAACAAUUUCAUUUUGUUAAACCUCAAUUAUUAAAAAUUCAAAGUAGAGAUAAUGAAACACUUUAUUGUGCUAUUUAUAAACCAGAUGAUGGACAAGCAAAAUAUCAAAGACCAUAUCCAACAAUUGUUUCAGUUUAUGGUGGACCACAUCUUCAACGUGUGGUUAAUUCUUGGUCACUGCGUGCAGAUAUGCGUUGUCAAAGAUUAGUUGAAUCUGGUUAUGUUGUAUUGCGUUUAGACAAUCGUGGUAGUCCAAAUCGUGGUUUAGCUUUUGAAAGUAAAAUCAAACAUGAUAUGGGACAUUUAGAACUUGAAGAUCAAAUUGAUGGUAUAAAUUAUCUUGUAAAACAAGGUAUAACAGAUAAAACACGUGUUGGUAUGUAUGGAUGGUCAUAUGGUGGAUAUAUGGCUGCUAUGGCAUUAGUUCGUGCAAGUGAAGUUUUUAAAUUAGGAAUUGCUGGUGCACCAGUUACACAUUGGGAUGGAUAUGAUACUCAUUAUACUGAAAGAUAUAUGGGUACACCAGAAACAAAUCCACAUGGAUAUGAAGUAUCAAGUGUUAUGCAUUAUGUACAUAAUUUAACAGGUCAUUUAAUGAUCCUACAUGGUUUAAUUGAUGAAAAUGUUCAUUUCCGCCAUUCAGCUCGUCUUAUUAAUGCACUUAUACGAGCGAAUAAACCUUAUGAACUUGUACUUUUUCCUGAUGAACGACAUAUGCCAAGAAAAAUUGAUGAUCGAAUUUAUAUGGAAGAUCGAAUAUUUGAAUUUAUUCGAAAAAAUUUAUAA